CCAUGGAAUCAAGAAGAAAAAGACACGAAAAACGCAGGCGUCACGACUCAUCGUCAGACUCAUCUGGAAGUUCUUCUCGGGUAUCGAAUAAAAAAUCAAUGGAACACCAAAAAUCAAGUGCAAAUAAUUACAAUGAAUUCGAUGUAGCGAGUCGUGCAUUCGAUCCGAAUAACUCCUUACCGAUACCACCAACAGUAACAAAUUCUCAACGAGAAUCUUCAGAGAGAGAUGAAGGUGAAUUAUCUCGUCACAGUGAGACUCCACCAAAAAAUCGAGAAUCUGAGGAUCACUCCAGGAGGAAAAAUGAGUCAAGGCAUCAUCAUCGAGAGCGAAGACAUCGAAGGAGUCGAAGUAGAACCAGAAGAAGAAACAGCAGUAGGAACAGAUCUAGAUCUCGAUCUAGAUCGAGAUCUAGGAGUAGAAAACGAAGGGACAGACGAGAGGACCAGAUUAAGCGAAGACCCCAGGAAGUGCCAGGACGAAGAUACUGGGAUUCCUCAAGACGUUCAUCACACGAUUCUGAUGAAAAUGAGCCCCUGAUUGGUGAUCGGUUUUACGGAGGGGCUGCUAAAACGAGAAAAAAUCCAAAGGAUCUUGGAGACAAGGAGAAUGUCGCUGAGAACAAGUCCCAGAGAGACAGCAGCAGGAAUAAAGAGAGAGGAGAGGUGGAGAAGGGAUCUGGAGUGAUAAAACCGAGUGAGAAGAGAACUGUUGAUCUUUUAACAUCGAAAACAGGAGGUGCCUACAUCCCUCCAGCCAAAUUACGGAUGAUGCAGGCUGAGAUAACAGAUAAAACAGGUGCUGCUUAUCAGAGGAUUGCCUGGGAAGCCCUGAAGAAGUCAAUUCACGGUCACAUAAACAAAGUGAACACCAGCAACAUAGGACUCAUCACGAGGGAAUUAUUCAGGGAGAAUAUCGUGAGGGGUAGAGGACUCCUGGCUAGAUCCAUAAUUCAAGCUCAAGCAGCAUCUCCAACGUUCACACCAGUCUACGCAGCCCUGACAGCAGUGAUAAAUUCAAAAUUCCCGAAUAUUGGAGAACUAUUGCUGAAGAGAUUAGUCAAUCAAUUCAAGAGAGGCUUCAAGAGAAAUGACAAGCCUCUGUGCAUAUCCUCAGGAACUUUUAUGGCACAUCUGGUUAAUCAAUGUGUGGCUCAUGAGAUUCUUGUUCUUCAGCUGCUGACGAUGCUGGUGGAAACACCCACUGAUGACUCCAUCGAAGUCGCUAUUGCUGUUCUUAAGGAAUGUGGAAUGAAACUCACGGAGUUGUCGAAGAGGGGAAUCGAGGGGGUGUUUGCUGCUCUCAGGAAUACUCUUCAUGAGGGACAGCUUGAUAAAAGGGUGCAGUAUAUGAUCGAGGUGAUGUUCCAAGUGAGAAAGGAUGGAUUUAAGGAUCACGAGGCUGUACCCAAGGAGCUGGAUUUAGUUGAAGAGGAUGAUCAAUACACACAUCUGAUGACUCUGGAUGAACCUGUGGACUCUGAGGAUAUCCUCAAUGUUUUUAAAUUUGAUGCUGAAUAUGUUGAGAGUGAGGAGAAGUACAAAUCUAUCAGGAAAGAAAUUCUAGAUGACGAGAGUGAUGAGGAGGAUGAUGAAGAGGAGUCUGAGAAUAGUGAAGAGGACAGCGAUGAGGGGGAGGAGGGGGAGGAGAAGGAGGGGCUCAUUGUUGAUAAUACUGAGACCAAUUUGACCGCCUUGAGGAGGACUAUUUAUCUGACGAUCCAGUCCUCUUUGGACUUUGAGGAAUGCGCUCACAAGCUCAUGAAGAUGCAGCUGAAACCGGGACAGGAGAUUGAAUUGUGUCAUAUGUUUUUGGAUUGCUGCGCGGAAAUGAGGACUUAUGAAAAAUUCUAUGGACUUCUCUCGGGGAGAUUUUGCGCUAUUAAUAAGAUUUAUAUCACACAAUUUGAGCAGAUAUUCAAGGAUUCUUAUGACACUAUUCAUAGACUGGACAUGAAUAAGUUGAGAAAUGUUGCCAAAUUCUUUGCGCAUUUGCUGUUCACCGACUCGAUAUCCUGGGGUGUUUUGAGCUGUAUUAAGUUGAAUGAGGAUGAUACCACGAGUUCUGGAAGAGUUUUUAUAAAGAUUCUGUUUCAAGAGCUGGCAGAGUACAUGGGAUUGACGAAACUCAAUGCCAGGGUGAAGGAUGUGACUCUUCAGGAUGCGUUCGAGGGAUUAUUUCCUAGGGAGAAUCCUAGGGAUACGAGAUUUGCUAUUAAUUUUUUUACGUCCAUUGGUCUCGGAGGAUUGACUGAUGAUCUGAGGGAGCAUCUCAAGAGUCGACCUAAGCCUGUGCCUCCACCAGUUGUUGUGAAGGAAAACGGGACUUCUGCUGAGUCUAGCUCGAGCUCUGAUACCUCGAGCUCUUCUUCUGAUAGUUCGGAUUCUUCGUCUUCAUCGUCUUCUUCGUCGUCGUCUACAUCGUCUGAAGAUGAGAAGAGGAAGAAGAAAAAAGUCACGAGGAAACGGCGUGACGAGAAUCGAAACAAGAAAUAUGAUAAUGGGAGAAUUUAUGACGAAAAAGUACAGAAGAAGAAGAAGGAAAAGAAGCAGAAGAAAACUAAGAAGCAAUAAAGCGAAGUGAAAUGCUUGAAUGAUGAGUGAAAUCUAUAAUGGAAUUAUAAAUAUUAAUUUAUAAUUAAUUUACAACAUUUUAUGUAUCGCUAAUGCUGAAAU
This is a messenger RNA of Fopius arisanus, 2675 nucleotides long. RefSeq names its product nucampholin (gene ncm). Gene Ontology annotation, molecular function: protein binding; RNA binding. Gene Ontology annotation, biological process: mRNA splicing, via spliceosome. Gene Ontology annotation, cellular component: catalytic step 2 spliceosome. The record is from RefSeq and is a predicted model, not a curated record. NCBI's taxonomy places the organism in Eukaryota, Metazoa, Arthropoda, Insecta, Hymenoptera, Braconidae.